Epinephelus lanceolatus (giant grouper) is the source of this 3865-nucleotide messenger RNA. It is a transcript of the gene mmel1, whose product is annotated as membrane metallo-endopeptidase-like 1. Gene Ontology annotation, molecular function: metalloendopeptidase activity. The record is from RefSeq and is a predicted model, not a curated record. Gene Ontology annotation, biological process: protein processing. Gene Ontology annotation, cellular component: plasma membrane. Lineage: Eukaryota; Metazoa; Chordata; Actinopteri; Perciformes; Serranidae.
UGAACUGGAUAACGUCUCCUUCAACCUGCAGUACAGUCUCAUUUCUCUACACACCAGCUCUGAGUGGAUGCUCAGCAGGGGUGUUUGAGAUAUUAGCCCGCUGUGGGGGGAAACGGCUCAGGGACUUCUACCAUCCACACACAAAGAGCCGGCAGUCAGGAGGAAUAUGGGCAAAUCCGAAAGCCAAAUGGAUAUCAUGGAGAAAUCAAGUAAACCUGGAAAGCGUCGUUGGACUGUUGCAGAAAUUGGUCUGUCCGUGCUGCUGCUGUUGGUCAGCUGUGCCUUGGCCGGGCUGGUAGUCCUCUACACGUCGGUUGUGAAAGAGCAAUCUAACAAGACGAGUGUGUCCAGGAGCUCAACAAGUGAAGGCCAGCUGUUUCGCUCCAGCCUCAACAGUGUGUGCACAACUGCGGACUGUGUUACUGCAGCUGCCCGGCUCUUGCAGAACAUGGAUCAGUCUGUGAAGCCUUGUGAUAAUUUCUACCAGUAUGCCUGCGGGGGCUGGCUGGAGAGACACGUCAUCCCGGAGACCAGCUCCCGCCACAGCGUCUUUGACAUUCUGAGGGACAAGCUGGAGAUUGUCCUCAAAGGUGUUCUGGAGACGGAGAAUGAACAGGACAGAAAUGCAAUCAAGAAGGCCAAAGUUCUUUACAACUCCUGCAUGAAUGAGAGCCUCAUAGAGCAGCGUGACUCCCAGCCCCUCCUGAAGCUCAUUGAGAGUAUCGGAGACUGGCCCGUGGCGUCAGAUGACUGGAACACCACCACAGAGGAAGCAUGGAGCCUCGAGGACACACUGGCAAAGCUCACUUCUCAUUUCCACAAGAAGGUUCUGCUGGAUAUGUACGUGUGGACAGACGACCGGGACUCUCGGCGCCAUAUCAUUUAUAUUGACCAGCCUGGACUGGGUAUGCCAUCAAGAGACUAUUACUUCAAUGAUGGAAACUACAAAAAGGUUCGAGAGGCCUACCUACAUUUCAUGGUCUCUAUUGCGAAGAUAACCCGAGAGGACAGGAACUUGACUCAGGAUGACGACCGUGUGUGGGAGGAAAUGAUGCAAGUGCUGGAGCUGGAGACAGACAUCGCCAACGCCACAUCACCGGCAGAGGAGCGCCAAGAUGUCACCAUUCUCUAUAAUAAGAUGACUAUUGGAGAGCUGCAGAACACAUUCAGCUUUAAUGGGUUUAACUGGACACGGUUUAUUCAAGGCGUGCUGUCCAGUGUGUCUGUUGAGGUGCAGCUUGAGGAGGAGGUGGUGGUGUACAGCUCUCCCUACCUUGAGAAGAUGAAUGACGUUCUCUCCAAACACAGUGUCAGAACUAUGCAGAACUACCUCACCUGGCAGCUCAUCAUCGACAGAGUGAACAGCUUGAGUCGCCGUUUCAAAGACGCUAGAGCCCGUUACAGAAAGACUCUCUAUGGGACCACAGUGGAGGACGCUUGGUGGCGAGAAUGCGUCCGUUACGUCCAGAGCAGCAUGGAGAAUGCAGUUGGAGCUCUGUAUGUGCAUGAGACCUUUGCAGGAGAAAGCAAACGAAUGGUCAGUGACCUCAUCAGUAAGAUCCAGAAAGCGUACGUGGAAACACUGGAGGAGUUAAGCUGGAUGGAUUUUCCCUCAAAGGAGAAGGCAAGAGAGAAGGCCAUGGCAAUCAAGGAGCAUAUUGGUUAUCCAGAUCAUAUUCUGCAGGACAGCAACAAGAAGCUUGACCAGGAGUACGCUCAUCUGAAUUUUAGUGAAGAGCACUACUUUGAGAACAUCCUCGAGAACCUCAAGUCAGAGGCGCACAAGAGUCUGAAGAAGCUCAGAGAACCUGUGGACCCGGACCUGUGGAUCAUUGGUGCUGCUGUAGUGAAUGCUUUCUACUCACCCAACAGAAACCAGAUUGUGUUUCCAGCAGGAAUCCUGCAGCCGCCUUUCUUCAGUAAACAUCAGCACCAGGCACUCAACUUUGGUGGCAUAGGAAUGGUUAUCGGACAUGAGAUCACACACGGAUUCGAUGACAAUGGGCGUAAUUUUGACAAGGAUGGUAAUAUGCUAAACUGGUGGAGUAAUUACUCUGCUGAGCAUUUUAAAGAGCAGUCACAGUGCAUGGUGCAACAGUAUGGCAACUUCAACUGGAAGCUAGCGGGAGGACAAAACGUCAGUGGAAUCAGCACUUUGGGGGAGAACAUUGCAGACAAUGGAGGGGUUCGUCAGGCAUAUAAGGCUUAUCUAAAGUGGGUGGAGAUGGAGGGUGAGGAGCCUCGUCUGCCUGGUCUAGACAUGGAUCACAAGCAACUUUUCUUUCUCAACUUUGCCCAAGUGUGGUGCGGUGCUUAUCGGCCUGAGUAUGCUAGCCAGUCCAUCAAGACUGACUCACACAGUCCCUUAGAGUACAGGGUGCUUGGAUCUCUCCAGAAUUUCGAAGCGUUCUCAGAAGCUUUCCAGUGUCAAAAAGGCAGUCAAAUGAACCCCGAGCAGAAGUGCCGUGUCUGGUAGAUAAUUUCACUCUUGAGAAAUGUAUUUCUUGACUUGGGCAACUCAAAUCAAAAGAACAAGUCUUACUGCUUCAACCCACAGAGACACCCUGCUCAUUUCCAAUUUAUUUGGGGCAGAGUGAUGAUGAUGCAGAUAUUUGCAUAUACUGUAGAUGUAUUCAAAAUGGAUGACAUCCUAGUUUUAAAACUUGAAGCACAUAUACUAUGAAAAAAGGAAACUUGGUAGAGGAUCCUCUCAAGUUUGAAGUGUUGUCUCUGGACGAGUGGGUCACUUGUUCGUUUUUUUUGCUGUGUCCCACGACAGCUGGGUACAUGAAUUAAACAGCUACAUAGAAAACAAAGACCUUGUGAAAUAGGUUAAAGCUUAAAUGGCUGGCUUUAAAUGCUUCGCCAGCCUUUCUUGAAUUAAUCCUUUAAAAAAAAAUCUCUUGUGCAGAUCUUUGUGAUUUAUCCACCAUCAUUUGGCACUGGGUUACCUCUUUCCUCUGAUGUAUUGUUUUCAAGACAUUGUGCCACUUAAGAAGAAACAAUAGUGAACAAAUCUGACUCCGACUGAAGGGUAUGAAGUAAAUGAAAGCUUGGGCUUUGCCGAAGUAAAGCUACAAUAGAAUUAGUCACACUCCGAGAGUUUGGUCAUUCACUGUUACAUGAAACAAAUUACCUAAAGACUUUAAGACUGUUAAAUCUUUGCAGCUUUAACCUUAAAUUAACAUUCACAGAGAGCUGCGGCUCUCCACAUUUUUACACUGACAGAGUGGAUAAAUAUUUAAAAUUUACAAAGCUAUUUAGUACUUUUUGGAGGAUAAUUUUUUUCUAAGUUUCUUUAUCUCGUCCUGCAAAUGAUUGUUGCUUAAUACUCACUGCAGAAAUGUAUAUGUACGUCAUGACAGUUUUCCUGUAUCCCAGAUGUUUUGAAGAAUACUGGUGGCCUGCUGCUUUUUAGCUAGUGAGAAAACAUCUGUUGGAGAUAGAGUGAUGUGAUAAUGAUAGAAAAAACCAAAACAAUGUAUAUCACUUUAUUGCAUUAUUGUUUACCAGAGGUGUGGACUCGAGUCACUUGACUUGGACUUGAAUCACAAAUUUGAUGACUCAAAGACGCUCAACUCACUUCAGACUUUAACACCAAUGACGUGUAACUACUCUUGGACUUAAAAAUACUUAAUAACUUCCCCCAAAGCAAAAUUAAGAGUCAAGUUAUUUCAAAAGUGUGCCCUGGAUCAAUUCAUUUUUCCAGUCAUUUCCUGAAUCAACUAAAAAUAACGCUGCUCAUUCUGAACAGGUUGACACUUCAUCCCAAGAUGAUCCACUUUGUAUAAACCAAUCCAACAGCAUCCAGUCAAGUUGCAGGAGAGAACUAUAAAGAACUAAUGUUGCAAAACAUGAUACCAAA